Molecule: messenger RNA, 668 nt
Organism: Glossina fuscipes
Lineage: Eukaryota; Metazoa; Arthropoda; Insecta; Diptera; Glossinidae
Exons: 2
Coding region: 88-633 (181 amino acids)
Source: RefSeq, a predicted model, not a curated record
GAAAAUGGAGAAAAUUCAAAUCCAUCUGAAAAUAAAACGAUCACUCAGGAAAAUUCUAUUAAUGCAAUUGAUACUAACAAUGAAAUUAUGGAAAGUAUACAAGCUAUCAUGUCGAACGAAAUCAGUGGAACAGAUGUUUUCUUCGUUCAGAAUCCGAAAGUAAACGAUAAGAAUGAGUGUUUCACACAGAAAUUAAAUCAUAAUUAUAUAAAACAAAUAAGUGAAAUUAAUGACAAUAACAUUAGAAGUAAUGGAAUGAAUACUGGCUUGAGACCCCCCAAUGCUGACUGCCUUGAUUCGGAUACGGAUGAUUUAAAUAAGGGGAGCUUAGGCACGUUGCCGAUUAUUUCGACGAUAAGUGAUGAGUUACGAGAUGAAACUUUCGUUAGCCGAUGUGAAAACGACGCUGAAACGCGGGAAUGCUUCACUGCUGUAGCUGAUCACAAUAGCGAAAAUGAAAAUGUUAGAAAUCAUGGCGAUGACGGUAAUGAGUUAAUAAAGGAUCAGGUAAACAGCGAAAAAGAGAUGUUUGCUGAUAAGUCAACUCCGUUUCCCGAAAAGGUAGAUGAUGAUUUACAAUUCAUAAAAUUAAUAGAUCUCCAUCAAUAUUCGAAUUUUCUGGCUAUUUUGUGAAUUUACUCAUACAUAUCGUUGUUCGUUCAGCAACU